Molecule: messenger RNA, 876 nt
Organism: Cadophora gregata
Lineage: Eukaryota; Fungi; Ascomycota; Leotiomycetes; Helotiales; Ploettnerulaceae
Exons: 1
Coding region: 1-876 (291 amino acids)
Molecular function (GO): 3'-5'-RNA exonuclease activity
Source: RefSeq, a predicted model, not a curated record
AUGGAGAAAGAUUCGUCCAGAGCACGCGCCAUAGAUAUCCGAAUCAUCUCUCACAACAUACGGUAUGCCACUGAGAAGCCUCUCAAAGGCGAAGAACCCUGGAAGGUUCGAUGCCCUCGCCUGUGCACCGAGCUGGUCAUCAACUCUAUAGCACCCUCAACAUUCAUCUGCCUUCAAGAAGUCCUCCACUCUCAGCUUGUAGACGUCCAUGCAGCACUGAACGAGUCUACAUCAGCAGGUGGAAAAUGGGACUACAUUGGCGUCGGUCGAGAUGAUGGAAAAGAAGCAGGAGAAUACUCUCCAAUCUUCUAUCGAAAAUCUGUAUGGAAGUUGAACGGCUGGGAAACAAAAUGGAUGAGCCCCACACCAGAUGUGCCAUCAAUAGGAUGGGAUGCAGCCUGUAUUCGAAUUGUUACUAUCGGUACCUUCACUCAUCUAGAGACUGGACAAAAGAUCUCGGUUCUCUGCACACAUUUCGAUCACGAGGGAGUGAAGUCACGAAGAGAGAGCGUCAAGAUCAUCCUCGCAGUGGUCAAAUCCUUGACGGACACGGAAAAACCAUCAGCGGUUCUGCUGGCGGGAGACUUCAACAGCCCUCCUGAUGAUGAUGCAUACAAGAUUAUGACUUCUCCUGAGUCGGUCAUGGAGGAUAUAUGUCUACAAAUACCAAGGGAAGAACGAUCCGGAAACGUAUAUACUUUUACUUCUUUUGGCUAUGUCGACAACACACAGUCGCGGAUAGACUUCAUCUUUUCCAGAAAAGGUGACAAGAUCAAGUAUCUCACGUAUGGGGUUAUGGCAAACAAAUUCGAUGAUGGUAUUUGUCUUUCUGAUCAUCGAGCUUGUGUUGCCGAUGUCUUGGUGGCAGAGUCGUAG